AUGACUAAAGAUACUUUGUUAUUCAUUGCAGUUGAAUCCAACACAUACCGUAUUGGAUCUUUUUCUAUCACAGUGAAUGCAUUAGAAAAUUAUCUGUUGAUUCAGGGACGACAUGAUCGCGUUGUUUGGCAAACAAUGAAAAACAAGCCUUUUAUUCAAUCCUCUUUGGGACAAGAUACGUUUAAAAAUGGUGAUGGUGGUGUAUUCAGAAUUACUGAGAUAGAAGAUGGCCCUACCAAUACAACGCUCUCUCAGACAAUUCAAGAAGUCUCUUUUGAUAAACAAACACUAGUCUUUUCGGGCUAUUUGAAUUUUGCUGACCAAUCUCAUCAAAUCGAGUAUCAAGCUCAGUUUAGUGCAUGGAAUGAAAAGCAACUCGAGCUCCAUGUCUCUAUUAAUGACGGUGAUCGUAUUUUGCUUAGCUUUGCAAGUAAUGCUGGAGAAGACUUUUAUGGCUUUGGUGAACAGUUCUCUUACUCUACGCUCAAGGGACAAAAAGUACCUAUCUUUGUCAGAGAGCAAGGUAUUGGUCGAGGAGAAGAGCCAGUAACUUCUAUCUUGAAUAAUCCCGAGGGUGUUUUUGGUGAAUUUGCUGGCGGUGACAGCUUCACAACCUAUUGCCCUGUACCCCAAUUCAUUUCUACAGACAACCGAUCUUUCUUUCUAAAGAAUUCAGAAUACUCUAGUUUUGAUUUGCGUGACGAUGAUCGUGUUACUGUUCGUGUAAACACAGCUGUACUUGAAGGCCGUUUGAUCGACGGUGAUGAUUUACUUGAUUUGGUUUCGGAAUACACACUAUAUUCAGGUCGUAUGGAAGCUUUACCCGAUUGGAUUUCUGAAGGUGCUGUGGUGGGCAUGCAAGGUGGACAAGAAAAAGUUCGCAAGACAAUAGAAGAUCUUCAAAGACACAAUACACCUAUUGCUGCUGUUUGGUUACAAGACUGGUGUGGUAAGAGAAUUCAAAGAACACCUCAAGGUGCCGAGUUUAAGCGUCUUUGGUGGAAUUGGGAAAGUGAUGAUGUUCUCUAUCCUGACUGGUCUAGCUUUGUAAACAAGGAACUAAAACCACAAAACAUUCGCACUUUGGCUUAUGUCAACACCUUUUUGGCCAAUGUACAUGCAAAGCCCUCUUAUCGUAACAAUUAUUUCUUGGAAGCCCAAGAGAAAGGCUAUUUGGUCAAGAAAGCCAAGACAAAUCAAGCUUAUAUUGUCAGCAGUGGACCUAAUUUUGAAGCAGGUAUUUUAGACUUGAGUAAUCCUGAAACUAUAAGCUGGUUCAAGGCGAUCGUCAAGAAACAAAUUUGGGAUGCAGGUAUUUCAGGCAUGAUGACGGAUUUUGGAGAGUACUUGCCUUAUCACAGUGAUGUGAUUGAAUUGGCAUCAGGUGUAUCCCCAGAAGUCUAUCAUAACCGAUACCCUGAAGAAUGGGCAAAGUUGCAUUCUGAGCUGUUGCAUGAACUUGGGUUGAUUUCAGAAGCUGUUCUGUUCUAUCGUGCUGGUUUCACUCGUACACCUGGCUACAUUAACUUGAUGUGGGCUGGCGAUCAGAAUGUUGCUUGGGACGAACAUGAUGGUAUCAAGAGUGCAGUUACCGGUAUGCUCUCAGGUGGUUUCUCAGGUUUUUCGAUUACACACAGUGAUAUUGGCGGGUACACAACCAUUCUGGCUGCUCCUUUGCUAGAGUUGGUUCGAUCCAAAGAAUUGCUAUUUAGAUGGAUGGAAUUAUCUGCUUUUACUGCUGUCUUUAGAACACAUGAAGGUAUCAUUCCUGAUGCUAAUGCCCAGUUUUAUGAUGACGAAGAAUCUCUAGCUCAUUAUGCUUAUACAGCCAAGUUAUACAAAUCAUUGAGUCCUUAUAGAAGAAGCUUGAUUCAAGAAGCACAUACUAAAGGCUGGCCACUCAUGAGACAUCUUGUGCUCUAUUAUCCCCAUGAUCCUAUCGUUCGCCACAUCAAAUAUAGUCAAUAUCUGUUAGGCAAGAGUCUUUUGAUUGUACCCACGCUUAGCCCUGGCCUAUCCCAUGUCAAAGCUUAUCUCCCCAAAGAGGAAGGUAUUACCUGGCGACAUAUUUGGACAAAUCAAACCUAUACCGCAGAUGGACAGCAUAUUGAAAUUGAAGCACCCUUCAAGAAACCUGCUGUUUUCAUUAGAGAACCACGCGAAGAUCAUGAAUUACUAGAUGACUUUUUGACUUUUGUUGCUCAUCAAUAA
Molecule: messenger RNA, 2211 nt
Organism: Gilbertella persicaria
Lineage: Eukaryota; Fungi; Mucoromycota; Mucoromycetes; Mucorales; Choanephoraceae
Product: glycosyl hydrolases family 31-domain-containing protein
Exons: 4
Coding region: 1-2211 (736 amino acids)
Biological process (GO): carbohydrate metabolic process
Molecular function (GO): carbohydrate binding; hydrolase activity, hydrolyzing O-glycosyl compounds
Source: RefSeq, a predicted model, not a curated record